AUGCCCCACACCAAGCUGCUGCUCCUCCUCGCCCUCCUCUGUGCCACAGAAACCAGCAGGGCCUUCCGCCUCUACAACGCCGCCUCCAUUUUCAGCUGCCUCAACGCAGCCCUCACCGAGGCUCAGAAGAGCCUCCCAGAGGAAAACACCGUCUUGGACAAGCGUGGCUAUGACUACCAUCCAGCAGAGGAAGCAACUGAGGAGGAAGAGGAAGAGGCAGAGGAAGAGAGAGGGAAAAGGACAUUCCCAGGGGAAGGCCAUUACAAAUACACCUCCCAGGCACAGGUGAAGGGGAAGACCUACCAAAACCGUGCCAAAAGCGACCGCCGCACCAAAGUCACCCUGUCCCUCGACGUCCCCACCAACAUCAUGAAUAUCCUCUUCAACAUCGCCAAAGCCAAGAACUUGCGGGCGAAGGCUGCUGCCAAUGCACACCUCAUGGCCCAAAUUGGGCGGCGGAAGUGA
Messenger RNA from Phasianus colchicus (ring-necked pheasant), 465 nucleotides. It is a transcript of the gene UCN3, whose product is annotated as urocortin 3. The record is from RefSeq and is a predicted model, not a curated record. Lineage: Eukaryota; Metazoa; Chordata; Aves; Galliformes; Phasianidae. Gene Ontology annotation, molecular function: corticotropin-releasing hormone receptor 2 binding; hormone activity. Gene Ontology annotation, biological process: adenylate cyclase-activating G protein-coupled receptor signaling pathway; cellular response to nutrient levels; digestion. Gene Ontology annotation, cellular component: extracellular region.